Paramisgurnus dabryanus is the source of this 1794-nucleotide messenger RNA. RefSeq names its product tripartite motif containing 55b (gene trim55b). Gene Ontology annotation, cellular component: cytoplasm. The record is from RefSeq and is a predicted model, not a curated record. NCBI's taxonomy places the organism in Eukaryota, Metazoa, Chordata, Actinopteri, Cypriniformes, Cobitidae. Gene Ontology annotation, biological process: regulation of microtubule cytoskeleton organization. Gene Ontology annotation, molecular function: zinc ion binding.
UGCCAUACCUCAUUAUAGAAACAGACACUGUUGAGCAAUGGCGAGGGCCUGAUUUCAUCCCCAUACAACAACUGGGACAAUUUAAUUUUUUCAAUCUUAAACGAUCUAAUCUCAAGUGGAGCCACAGACCGUAAAAUCAAGAUGGACAGCUUAGAAAAGCAGCUCAUUUGUCCCAUUUGUCUGGAAUUGUUCACCAAACCCGUUGUGAUUCUUCCUUGUCAACACAAUCUGUGUCGGAAAUGUGCUAAUGAUAUUUACCAGUCUUCAAAUCCAUACCUUCCCACUAGAGGAGGUACAUCGAUGUCAGGUGGCCGUUUCAGGUGUCCGUCCUGCCGGCAUGAAGUUGUAAUGGAUCGUCAUGGGGUCUACGGUCUGCAGAGAAAUCUUCUGGUGGAAAACAUCAUUGACAUGUACAAACAGCAGUUCAUCAGGUUAGAUCUGGAAAAUGAAUAUCUCACGAAGCUGUCAUGGGUUGUCCUUACAUGGCUUAAAAAAGAUGCCUUGUGCUUUGAUAAAGUAAUUCUGGAUGUCAGACCUUCCCACUCAUUGAUCUAUUAUUAUCAAAGUAACAGCAGCAGACCAUCUCCUGAGAGCAAGGUUGACCAGCCGAUGUGUGAGGUCCAUGAAGACGAGAAAAUCAACAUCUACUGCCUGACCUGCGGUGUCCCCACUUGUUCUAUGUGUAAAGUGUUUGGCUCUCAUAAGGACUGUGAAGUGGCUCCCCUUGACAGCAUAUUCCAGACAAAAAAGACAGAGCUCACGGAUGGAAUAGCAAUGAUGGUGAGCAAUAAUGACAGGAUCCAAGGCAUCAUCAGUCAGUUAGAGGAGACCUGCAGGACCAUAGAGGAAAAUGGAAGGCGACAAAAAUCCCAGGUGUGUGAAAAGUUCGACCACUUGUACGCUAUUCUGGAGGACAGGAAAAGAGAGAUGGACCUGAAAGUGGCCGGUGAAAAGGAAGAGAAAUUGAACUAUAUCAAUGGCCUCAGAAAGAAAUACGGAGAUCAUCUGGAUUCCAUGACCAAAAUCAUGGAAACAGGAAUCCAAACACUGGAAGAACCAGAGAUGGCUGUUUUCUUAAAGAAUGCCAAAUCCCUCUUUCAGAAAAUUACAGAGGUAUCGAAUACCUCUCACCUAGAGAGAGUAGAGCGUGGAUAUGAGAGCAUGGAUCAUUAUUAUGUGAGCUUCAAGAAAGAAGGCAAGGCCCUACGCAAUAUUGACUUUGCCAGAGAAGACGAAGAAGAUGACGAUGAUGACGAUGAAGAUGAGGCUGCCGUUGAUUCCGGACCCCGGACAGAACAGACAGCUUUAGGUGGGCCGGACACACUGGGCAAUUUGGACGAACCUCUACCUCCCCUCCUGCCUCCACAAACCCCAAACAAACAAACAAAAACAUCUACCACAUCAUCCUAAUUUCUAAAGCACCAUUCACAUAUGUGGACUUACAUGCAUCAAUCUGAUCUUCUAGCAACCUGUUAGAAGCACAUGAAUACCCUUAGAAUUACAGCAAUGACUGUGUGGACACUGUCAAAAAUCAACUAUUUUAAACAUACGCUGUUGCUGUUUUUUUCUGUUACUGUAUAAGUAAAGUCACUAGAUGACUAAAUAUAAAUGUAGAUGACUUAAGAAAUCCUUCCAAGAUUUGUGGUGUUGUUUACUGCGUAGGGAGUGUUCGGGUGAUAUUUUCAUUAUGUUGGCACAGCGAUGGAAUUUGAGUUAUGAAUGAUAUGAUUCCCUUUAAAUGUUCCCUGUAUUUCAUAUUUAUAAAUGUCAACGACAAAUAAAAGGUUACCCGUG